Molecule: messenger RNA, 3437 nt
Organism: Ichthyophthirius multifiliis
Lineage: Eukaryota; Ciliophora; Oligohymenophorea; Hymenostomatida
Exons: 7
Biological process (GO): anaphase-promoting complex-dependent catabolic process; protein K11-linked ubiquitination; metaphase/anaphase transition of mitotic cell cycle
Cellular component (GO): anaphase-promoting complex
Molecular function (GO): molecular adaptor activity
Source: RefSeq, a predicted model, not a curated record
AUGGAAGAAGAAAGUCUUUUUAAAAAAAUUAAAUAACAACAACCUCAUUUAUAAACAGUUUUAGAAUAGUUUAUAUCACCAUAAUCUUAAUAAGGAAAUCCUUCCGAAAAUCUUUUUAUUGAAAAAAAUAUUCCGGAUAUUUUCAAAUGGGUUAAUUAUUUAUUCACAAGUAACAACUAAACUAUUAAAUAAGAAUAUAAAAUGCCUAUCGCAUUUAAAAAUACAAAAAGAGUUUGCCGAAUUUUCGAAAUGAUGUACCUGGGCCUUUCUGAAAGUCGUACAUAUAUUUCAGAAUUACUUUAUACUCCUUAAUAAGGUUUCGAAUUAAUAAAAAGACAAGAUAUAUAUGAGAAUUAAAAUAUUUAUAAACAAAAGAAAAACGAACUUCCUGUAUAUUUACGAAAAGUAGAUUUCUCAUAGACAAUAAACAAUUUAAUUAGAGGUACUAAAAACAAUACCGAAGAAGAUAAACUAUACAGUGCAAACUUAAGCAAACAAAAUAAUGAUUUAAUAUUCGAAGAAGUUUCUCGUUUACUAGACACAACAAAAGAUAUAUAAAUUAAACAAAAAUACGUUGAAGACAUAAGUGAAGAAGCAUUCGAUGUAGAAUCAUAAAAUAUAUUAAGAAAAUUUGUCACUAGAAGACUUUCAUGUUUAGUCGGAUAAGGAGCUUUUACAUUUGGUUCUUGGUCAACUUAUAUGACUGAAAUAGUAAAAAUCCAGAAAUUAAAUUUAAGUGCCGUAAUGCCAAAUGAAGUAAAAGUAACACUAGACAUAAAGGAAGAAAAAGAUAUGAAUAUAUGCUUAUGGCCUGAAUUCCAUAACGGAGUUGCUACUUCAUUAAAACUUUCAAAACAAAUUAUGAAUAUGAAUGCUGAAAAUUUAAAAACUUGGAUUUUUUAUCAGAAACCCGAAACAGUAGAAUACGAUCACGGAGGCUUCUUACUUGGAUUAGGUCUUCUUGGAUAUUUAGACUGCUUAUCCCCCACUGACAUAUUUUAGUAUUUAAAGCCGAAUCACGAAACUACUUCUGUAGGUAUUCUCUUAGGUAUAGCAGCCUCCAGGAUUGGAAAAUCAGAUGACUCAACUUCCAAAACAUUAUGUUUACAUAUUCCUUUCCUACUCCCUCCUUCUUAUGACGUGGAAAUUCCUUUAAAUGUUCAAACAACAGCCUUAAUAGGGGUCGGCUUAAUCCAUAAAGGAUCAUCUAACCGAUUAAUAACGGAAAUGACCUUGGCAUAAAUUGGACGAAAACCUGUUUCUGACAAAUGCUUAGAUCGAGAAGGAUAUUCUCUAGCCGCAGGAUUUUCUUUAGGCUUAAUAAAUUUAGGAAAAGGCGCUUCUCAUACAAAUAUAAAAGACCUGGAAUUAGAAUAGAGACUAAUUAGAUUUAUUGAAGGAGGAAAAAUAAUGAACCCACCCUCUUCUAUGUUAUCUAGUAAUUUUAAUUCUGAUAAUAAAAGUAGUAGCAUAAAAGAAGGAAAUUCAGUUAAUACACAUGUUACUGCUUCCGGUUCUUUAAUUGCUUUAUGUUUGAUCUUUUUAAAAUCCAACGAAAAAAAUGUAUGUGAUAAAAUUACAAUUCCGAAUUCUUUCUCAACGAUAGAAAAUUGUAACCCGAAUAAUAUACUACUUAAAGUAAUGGCCAAAAACCUUAUAAUGUGGGAUUCUAUAGGAAAUACUAAAGAAUACAUAUAUGGUUAAAUACCUGAUAUUAUUAGGUUUAUAUAUGAAAAAAGUUUCAAAGAAGUCUAUUAAAGAUAUUAUCUUAUAUAUAAUGUAUAUGAAAUAGAUUUCAGCACUAUCACAAGUAUUUACCUUAAUAUUAUUGGAGGAUCUAUUAUGGCAAUGGGGUUAAAAUAUGCUGGUACUGGAGAUAAGAAAGCUGUAGAAACAAUAAUGGGUGAAAUUUAAAAACUCAGAAAACUCAAAACUUCCAAAUGUGAUCUUGUAAAUGAUCCUUCAGCAAAAUCUUUAAUUGAUUAAUAUAGUCUUUUUGUUCUUUUUUCAGUUUCUAUACUUUCUUUUAGUUUAGUAAACGCUGGUACUUGUGAUAUCUAAUCGAUUAAAAUGGCAAGAAUAAUAAGAAAAAAAUUUCAAGAUUCAGGUACUUUCCAUUAUGGGUUCAAUAUGGCUAUUAAUAUGGCUAUUGGAUUCUUAACUUUGGGACAUGGAAAUUACUCAUUUAAUAGAGAUGAUAUGUCUAUUGCUGCAUUGCUUAUUUCUAUAUAUCCAUAUUUUCCUAAUAAUCCUUCUGAUAAUAAAUAUCAUUUAUAAGCUUUGAGACAUUUUUAUGUUUUAGCUGUAGAAUAAAAAGUAUUCCAUGCAGUAGAUAUAGAUGAAGAUAAAGUAGUAAAUGUAUUAGUAGAAUUAAAAUAUUAGGAUAAUGAAUAAAUUUAAACUGAAAAAUAAUACACACCAAUUCUUUUAUAGGAAUCUAAAAAAAUUAUUGCUGUAAAAGUUGUUGAUGAUGAAUUUUAUAAAUUCGAAAUGUCUUUUUAAAAUUCGAUUAAAAAUCCUAAAAUUAUAUAUGUAAAGCGAAAAUACUCUAACAAUAUAGAAAAAGAUACUCACGAUGAAAAAAAUAAACUUAAAUAAUAUUUCAAAUAAACUAAUUAUUAAAGGCCUUUAGUAAACUUUGUGUUGAUAAAAAUUUCUAAAUGUCUAAAUCUUUAAUUGGUUAUGUAUUUCCUUUUAAACCUAAACCAAAUAUUGAUAACUCAUUUGCUCUUUUUAAACAUUUUGACUCUUUAGAGUCUUUUUCCGAAUAAAUUAAUUCCUUUAUUUUAGUAGAAGAAAGCAAUAAUUGCCCUUAUAAUGAAAGCUUGGAGUCUAUUGAUUAAUUAAUUCAUACUUGUAUUUAAGAAGAUAGAUUAGAGUUAAUAGAAUCUUAAUUACAUUUGCUCAAGAAUAGCUCUUCUUUAAUUAAUAUGGAUUGCAACUAUUUAUAAAAUUUGAAUAUUCUAAUAAAUUUUAUGAAAAUCAUAAUCAAAUGAAAAAUAUGGGAUUAGAAAAUAGUUAAUUGUUUAAUUCUUAGAAAAUGAAUUUGUUAAGAUAUAGAAUUUAAUAAAAGUUUAUUGAAUAAAUUAUGAAUAAUAAGGAUUAAAAAUUAAAAUAUUUAAUAAGCAAUUAUUUUACAUGCCCUGAAAACUUUUAAUUGGAUAAAGUAGAUUUGGAAGAGUUCUAAUCUUUAUAAAAAAUUAUGAAAUUAAAUACAUUCCUUAACGUACCUUUUAAGCAUGAUCUUUUACUUAUUAAAAAGUUUUUCGAUAAAUUAACAACUUUAAGUGGAUAAUAAGGGUAAAAAAAUACUUUAGACAAUAAAUAAAGGUUAAAUAGUAUUUGCUAAAUGUAUCUUUAUGUUUCAUUCCCUUUAUGUCCAUAAGAUUUAUUAAAUAAUAUAACUAAUUUAUACUUAGUUGAAGAAUGCUAGGUAG